Molecule: messenger RNA, 1567 nt
Organism: Hyla sarda
Lineage: Eukaryota; Metazoa; Chordata; Amphibia; Anura; Hylidae
Product: diacylglycerol O-acyltransferase 2-like
Exons: 8
Coding region: 73-1158 (361 amino acids)
Biological process (GO): lipid metabolic process
Cellular component (GO): endoplasmic reticulum membrane
Source: RefSeq, a predicted model, not a curated record
GCCAAGUGCAGCUUUAUCUCCCUUCAGGCGCAUGAGUAACAACAGCAAUAGGAAACCUUAACAUUCAGAGCCAUGAAAACAAUCAUAGCUGCAUAUUCCAGAGAUCUGCAAGGGAGCAGACUGACACUGCGCUCUGCACUACAAUCUCUAUCUGCUGCCACUACACCCCCCCAAGAGCAGCUCCGAUCAUGUAUGCGGCUGUUCAGUAUCAUUCAAUGGAUAUUUUCUUUUUUACUCAUGGGAUUAUUGGCUCUUGUGGUAUUUAUUUUUCUAUUCUUCACACAUCUCUGGCCAAUAUCUGCUAUGUACUUCAGCUGGGUCUUAUUAGACUGGAAAACACCAGAAACAGGGGGUCGACGUAGUGAAUGGGUGCGGAAUUGGUCUGUGUGGAACUAUUUUCGGGACUACUUUCCUGUACAGCUUGUGAAGACACACAACCUCCCUGCAGGGCGUAAUUAUAUAAUUGGAUCACAUCCUCAUGGGAUUCUGUGCAUUGGAGCAUUUUGUAAUUUUGUCACAGAAUCUACUGGAUUCUCUAAGAAAUUCCCUGGAAUUCGGCCUCAUUUGACUACACUAACAGGAAACUUCCGGUUGCCCAUUCUCCGGGAAUACUUGAUGAGUGGAGGACUAUGCCCAGUGAAUAGAAAUGCAAUAGGAUAUGCUCUAUCACAGAAAGGUCGUGGCAAUGCAGUUGUUAUUGUAGUAGGGGGAGCUGCUGAGUCAUUGUCCUGUCAACCUGGAGUCACAACGCUGAUCCUAAGUAGACGACAAGGCUUUGUGCGAUUGGCACUUGAGCAUGGGGCAGACCUGGUUCCAUCUUUUUCUUUUGGAGAGAAUGACUUGUACCACCAAGUCAAUUUCUCAGAAGGGAGUAUUCUUCAUGCAGUUCAGCGCAAAUUCCAGAAACUUUUUGGGUUUGCUCCAUGUUUUUUCUAUGGUCGUGGCUUAACAUCGCCUGAAUCUAUGGGUUUUAUCCCUUACUCCAAGCCAAUAACAACUGUGGUUGGAGAGCCAGUCACUGUGCCUCAGAUAAAGGACCCAAGCCCAGAGAUUGUGGAUAGAUAUCACAACAUGUACAAACAUUCUUUGCUAAAACUUUUCCAUGAGCACAAGACCAAAUAUGGGCUGGGAGAGAAUGCUGAGCUGCACAUCUUGUGACAAUCGUCAGAAUGGCCGAGCUAGAGAACUAGUUGUGACCAUUUCCCAAUAGGAAGUACAAUGGCUGCAUCUUUACAUGUGUAAACAUUUUUUGCCUGGUUGUUAAUGUGACAGGCUACUAGAGGAAUAACCAUGGACACAUUGCUAAAAGAAAAAAUGGAAAUGAUUGAUAUAACUAUGUACCAGAUCUGGAGAUAUACUGUGCUAUAUUCAAAUAUAAGACAUUACUGUAUAUGUAUACUGAAUAUGCCUAUUCUGUAUAUUACAGACACAUAUACAAUGUAUACAUGGAAUGUAAUGAUAAGGAGUUGAACAUGCAGUCAUCUACAUGUUGGAUAGUGCAUCUGUAUAUGAAGAUGUCCAUGUAACCAUGUUGCUUGAAAUAUGUGUUUUUAUACUUAAUAAAUUA